This is a messenger RNA of Baudoinia panamericana UAMH 10762, 3975 nucleotides long. RefSeq lists its product as uncharacterized. Gene Ontology annotation, cellular component: cytoplasm. Gene Ontology annotation, molecular function: tau-protein kinase activity; ATP binding; protein serine/threonine kinase activity. Lineage: Eukaryota; Fungi; Ascomycota; Dothideomycetes; Mycosphaerellales; Teratosphaeriaceae. The record is from RefSeq and is a predicted model, not a curated record. The transcript is spliced from 2 exons. Gene Ontology annotation, biological process: microtubule cytoskeleton organization; intracellular signal transduction; protein phosphorylation. Bases 454 to 3951 code for a protein of 1165 amino acids.
GUGGCAGGGCAGGGCAGGGCAGGGCAAGUGAGGCCAAGUGAGGCAGUCUCCUGGCACGUGAGACUCCACCGAAUACGACGAGUCAACCACAACGGCGCAUAGACUGAGGGUCAACGGCACUCGGCCGAGUUCUGGAGUGGUGCAGCACCGCGUCAAGAUCUCGAGCUUACGGCCCACGGAUGAUUGCGCCCUCUCUACACUACACGUCUUCGCAUUGGCACAGCUUGGGGCCAAUUGUUUGUCGCGACCACCCGCCUCCGCGUCGACCAUCACCCAUCAGCAUCAAGAGUAGCUUGGCCUAGCAUACACGGGACGUUCCCCUCAACCACCACACAUAUCAACACAUAUCAACACAUAUCAACACAUACCAACACAUACCAACACAUAUCAACACAUAUCAUCACAUUAUCUGGCAUUGCGCACGAGUCAUCCCCCAAACACGCCGUCGGCAACAUGUCGGCCGCAGCUCAGUCGCUCUUGCCUCGCACCUCCUCCCGCACUCAGCAGCAGCAGCCGCCUCGUGACCUUCCACACCGCACACACAGCACCGCCAACCGCUCCACCGCCCCUCCCUCAUCCCCGCGCCGCUCCAUGUCCACCUCCCAGACUCAAGCUCCGCCAACAACAACAACAACAACAACAACAUCAUCAUCAUCCCAGCACACCCGCGUCCCGUCCACAAACCUACACAAUGUCGCGCAGAAAGACUUCGAGCAGAGCAACCUCGCCCGACCACCGUCGUCCUCGCGAAGAAGCGAGUCGCGCGACCGUCCCGUGACCGGCAGCAACCCGACACGAGCAGAGUCCAUGCGCACAACAUCCUCCUCCGCGCACGCAAGAACACACUCGCGUUACACCGACCAACCCACUCCCGCCGCCCCUCCGCCCACCGCCAAUGGCGCACCUUCUACCGCGCCCGAGAGCAAAUCGACAGCCACCAGCGGCAACGUGCGGAGACGGACCACCAUCGAUGCGCCGACCGGACACUGGGACUUGGGCAAGACCAUCGGCGCGGGCAGUAUGGGGAAAGUGAAGCUUGCGCGGAAUAAAGAGACAGGCGAGCAAGUGGCCGUCAAGAUCGUGCCCCGCCAAAGUACGGACACCGAGCACCACACGCCAGCCGAGCGCGAACGAGCAGAUCGCUCCAAGGAGAUCCGCACGGCGCGCGAGGCCGCCAUUGUCACACUCGUGGACCACCCUUACAUCUGCGGCAUGCGCGAUGUGCUGCGGACGAACUACCACUGGUACAUGCUAUUCGAGUACGUCAAUGGCGGACAGAUGCUCGACUAUAUCAUCAGUCACGGCCGGCUAAAGGAGAAGCCGGCGCGCAAGUUCGGCCGGCAGAUUGCGAGCGCGCUCGAUUACUGCCACCGAAACAGUAUCGUGCAUCGCGACUUGAAGAUCGAAAACAUCCUCAUCAGCAAAACGGGCGAUAUCAAGAUCAUUGACUUUGGCCUGUCGAACUUGUUCAGCCCGCGGAGUCACCUCAAAACGUUCUGUGGCUCGCUGUACUUUGCCGCCCCGGAGCUGCUGCAGGCUCGGCAGUAUACGGGGCCGGAAGUGGAUGUGUGGAGUUUCGGGAUUGUGCUGUAUGUGCUGGUGUGCGGUAAGGUGCCAUUCGACGACCAGUCGAUGCCGCAGUUGCAUGCGAAGAUUAAGCGCGGGAACGUGGAGUAUCCGCCGUGGCUGACACCGGAAUGCCGCGGCCUCAUAGCACGAAUGCUCAACACGAACCCGCAGGAACGAGCGACAUUACACGAGAUCAUGAACCAUCCAUGGAUGACGAAAGGCUUUUCAGGACCUCCCGAAAACCAUCUUCCGCUUCGAAAGCCGCUCUCGCUUCCCUUGGAUCCCAGCGUAAUCGACAAGAUGACCGGCUUCGACUUUGGCGCCGCAGACGUGAUUACAGCACAUCUCACAAAAACCAUCGAAUCGGAAGACUAUCAGCGCGCGGUCCGUCUGUACGAACGCCGCAACGCCCAACAAGUCCCCGAAACCGAGCGGCGGCGCGGCGUGUUCGACUUCUACAAACGCCGCAACUCCACCACCAGCCGUGACACGCUCAACACUCCCUCGACUGAAGCGAUUCAACUCGGCAACGACCCCCUGAACGCCUUUCACCCGCUCAUCUCAAUCUACUACCUAGCGAUGGAGAAACAGGAACGCGAAGCCCGCGAGAAGAACCCGGGCGCACUCGCUCUGCCGCAAAGCCCGGGCGAGAAACCCCUCCCCUUCCCCGAAGCGCCACAAGCCGCCUACACCAACGCGCAAGCGUACGAGAUGCCCGGCGAGAAGCCCACGGGCGGUCGCAGUCGACCGCGUGCCCGCACCCACGGCGAAGACGAAGUCCAAGACGCGAUGCAGAAUCUCAACGCCACGAGCCCGGCCAUCGUGGAGCCGCCCGCGCAGGAACCCCCGCCGCAGAUGGCGCGGAAGGAGAGUGCCGUGGCUGGUCUGCUGAGGAGGGUGAGCACCCGGCGAUCGAAGGAUCCGGCUGAAAGGCCGGAGCGGAAGGAGAGGCCGAGUCAUCCUCCGCCUAGUCUUGCCGUCUUCGCACCAAGUCCCACUGCGGCCGAAGGCACGCCGAGGAAGAGUUUCAGCGUGCGUCGCGCGAGGGAAAGGGAUCCGACGCCGACGGGGUACAGGGGGGAGACGGCUACUUCCGCCCCGCAGGCGCAGGCGCAGGCGGAGAAGGACGGGAAUAGGCUUGUUCCGCCGCCGUCUUCGGCGGGCGGAGACGGAUCGAACAGUGGUGUGGAGAAGACGAAACGCUCCCACGGCUUGGGGAGGUCGAUCAGCGUCAAUUCGAGCGAUGUCCGACGUCGGCUUAUGCGACGAGGGGCUAGUGAGGGCUCGUCCAUGCGGCCGGGUAUCACAUCGGCAGGGAGUCAGGACAGUCGACAACAGAGGCUUGUUGAACAAAUGCACGCAGAGGGUGGGAGUGCCGGACGGGACGCGGCGUCAGAUAUCGAACCCUCCCCUUCCUCCUCACGACCGCAAGUGGCGGGCGGACUAAUGGCCGGCCGCACCAAGAGCGUCGGGCACGCGCGCCGCGAACCCCUGCAAGCGCAUCGCUCCGUGCGCCGGACGGGCAGGGACAGAGAUAUGAUGCGGACGUCCGACGUGCCGGAGGAGACGGACCAGGAAAUCCACAUGCAGGAGCACGAGCAGGACGAGAACGACGCCGAGCUCGAUGCCACGCAAGGCGGCGGCGGGAGUCCGAAUGGCUCCUUCAAGCCGGUGUAUCUGAAGGGCAUCUUCAGCGUGACGACGACGAGCAGUAAACCCGUGCCCCUGAUCCGCGCGGAUAUUAUGCGCGUGUUAAGGCAGAUGGGGGUGGAGUAUACGGAGGUCAAGGGCGGGUUUCGGUGUAGGCAUGCGCCAAGUAUUGUCAAGACGGGACAGGGACAGGGUCAGGGACAGGGACAAGGACAGGGACAGGGACAGGUGAUUGAUGAGGCGAUACCUAUAGAGUCGAAUACGCAAUCAGCGGCGGGAGGGAGGAGGAAGAUUUCGUUUACGGGGUUUAAUCGCGAUCGCGACGCGUUUCGCAUUAACAACAACAACAACAACAACAACACCAACCAGAGUCAACAACCACCACCACCCACCUCUCGUAGCGGCGGCGGUGCUGGCAAGACGGGUAGAGAUCUCAGCUACGACAACACGGAAGACGAAGUCUCCGAGGACGACUACAACAACACCAACACCAACAUCGUCCGCUCCAACACCAACCCCAACAACAACUCGAGUUGGCGGCGGCAGGCGGGCGAGACGAGCACGCACGUGCAGAACGACAUGGGCAGCGAGAGCCUGGAGUUGCGCUUCGAGAUUUUCGUGGUCAAGGUGCCGUUGAUCAAUGUGCAUGGGAUUCAGUUCAAGAAGAUUGAUGGGGGCACGUGGCAGUAUAAGGAGAUGGCGCAGCGGAUUGUGCAGGAGUUGAGGUUGUGAUGAUAUUACGUGGUGUGGCGGGGG